This is a messenger RNA of Daucus carota subsp. sativus, 1026 nucleotides long. RefSeq names its product LOB domain-containing protein 15. Lineage: Eukaryota; Viridiplantae; Streptophyta; Magnoliopsida; Apiales; Apiaceae. The transcript has 2 exons. The coding region runs from base 275 to 901 and encodes 208 amino acids. The record is from RefSeq and is a predicted model, not a curated record.
CAUUGGCACAUUCAAGUCCAGCUAGUGCACAAAAAGUAGCCCUAACGUAUCCAUUUUUAACGUAUCCCAAGGUCACAUCUCUGCAUCUCUUUUUCCUCUCCUCUCACUCGCAUCUCUUUAUCCUGUACUCGCACCCGCACACAGUCUCCGCUCUCCACCGUCUCCAUUCAGAUACGAAACCAAGAAUCUUGUUGAUGAUGGGUAGGUAUUAAGAUCGGCAAGAAAUUCGACUAUCCACCACUAUUGCUUCAAGCAAGCUAGUUUCGCAAAUAAUAUGGGAAGGAGACAUAUGUCGUUGCGACAUCCGGGAAGCUUAAACACAAUUACACCCUGUGCCGCAUGUAAGCUUCUUAGAAGAAGGUGUGCUCAAGAAUGUCCCUUCUCUCCUUAUUUCUCCCCACAUGAACCCCAAAAGUUUGCUUCUGUUCACAAAGUCUUUGGCGCAAGUAAUGUUUCUAAGUUGCUUUUGGAGGUACCAGAGAAUCAAAGAGCCGAUGCUGCAAACAGUUUGGUUUAUGAGGCUAAUGUUAGGUUAAGAGAUCCGGUUUAUGGUUGCAUGGGUGCAAUUUCAGCUUUGCAGCAACAAAUUCAAUCUUUGCAAGUUGAACUCAGCGCAGUAAAGGAUGAGAUCUUAAGAUACAACAAAUAUUACACAGCGACUAGGAAAACUACUGGUGUACUACCCACUCAUGUUGGUGACUUCAUUUCUUCAGGAGCUGCCGUAUCUGUCAUAAACACUGCACCAUUGCCCAUACCUACGUCACAGUCGCAGCUGCUACAACAACCAACAUCUGCUCCUACAACGACUUCAUCCUCAUCUAAUUCCAUGUACACAGUAACGACAUCUACUGCUACCAAUUAUAGCACUCUUUCGACGGAUAACGUAUCCUACUUUGGUUAAAACGAUCAUUUAGUUCCUACGAAGCUACUCAUUGACAUUUUUUAUAUUUUCGUUUCAGCCAUCUAUAGCACACUAUUUUUUUGUGGUGUAAACAACACUAUAAGAAAUAUGUUUGUUAUCACGGA